UUUCGCAUUUCUCAGUUCUCGAUCACAUUCUCUCCUCUUCUUCCAUCCAUAACCCAAAUCCAAAAUAUAUCUCUCUCUUUUUGUAAGAAGAGAAAACAAAAUGUUGCGGUCCCUUACGAGAACCGCAGCAUCAAAUCAUGAUUCAUGGCGCAACAAACUCACCACAACAAUCUCAUCUCUAAAUUUUUCUUCCAAGCCUCACACAAAGUCCACACCCGCUUCCAAAACCCCCAUCACCACUGCUCCCGCCGACAGCUUCUUCGACGAACAGGAACGUCUCCGCAACCUCACUGCCGACGAAAAGAAUCCUUCUCUCAACGUGGGCCCCAACGGCCGACCCCUCUUCACUGCCGCCCCAUCACUCUCUAAACUCACCAACAACGACACCUGCACCUACUUCCAGCUCACGAAGGAGGCAUUGGAUGCUGUUUUGCCUGAAGGGUUGCCGAUGGGUAUGGAGAAGGAGUUUAAGGACUCCAUGCGAAAUGCUUUGCUUGUUCGCCAGAGCUUUUUGGAUCUUCGUGAUAACUUCAGGCGUGUCGUUGAUCCACCAAUGUGGUCACCUCAUGGUAAAGGGGUCAAAGUUAGGAAGCAAGUUGUUUUAGAUGGUCCUGUUAGCAGUGGGAAGAGCAUUGCACUUGCAAUGCUUGUGCAGUGGGCCAGAGAAGAAGGUUGGUUGGUUUUCUAUGUUCCUAAAGGAAAGGAAUGGACUCAUGGAGGAUUUUUCUAUAAGCAUCCGCAGACGGGUCUAUGGGAUACACCUGUCCAGGCCGAGUAUGUCCUCAAAGAUUUCAUGAAGUACAAUGAAUCCUACCUAAAGCAACUACCAUGCCAAAUAUAUGAUCCAAUCCCAUUAGGUGAGGGUGCUGGUGUUGGAUGGUUGAAAGAUGCUGAUUCCUUGGCUGUUCCUGAAGGUACAAUGUUAUAUGAGCUUGUGCAGACUGGCAUUGAACAAACACAUGCAGCUGUUGGAGUGGUAGUUCGUUUGAGGAAAGAGUUAUCACUUGUUAAGGACAUGCCUGUUCUUAUUGCAAUUGAUCAAUAUAAUAAUUGGUUUACAUUCAGUGAGUAUGAGGAACCUGUCACAAUUCGUUCUUGUCGGCCAAUACAUGCUAAAGAACUUACAAUGGUGAAAGCUUUUAGGUCAAUGAUGCAUGAUGAUAUGAUGGUAGGGGCUUUUUCUCAUUCGACAGCUGUAGGAAAGCUUCGUAAAGAUUUGCCGGAUGUUCCGGUAGAUGCUCGUGCUAUGUUUCCCCGUUACAGUUUAGAGGAAGCGGAGACUGUUUGUCAUUAUUAUUUAAGGCAAAGGCUUAUCCGACGUGAAGCAUUCUCCGAAGAUAAUUGGAAGAAAAUUUACUUCCUAUGCAAUGGGAAUGGAACAGAGAUGAGGGGGUUAGUUCCUUUCAUGCGAUGACAGACAUCAGAUGCAUUAUUAUUAAUUUUUUUAACCAAUGAGAUUUGUUCUGACUGUCAUCCAUAAUAAUAUUGAUGUUUCUCAUUUUAUUGAGCUAUUUUCAUCAUAGGAUAGGAUACAGUUGAUUACUAUGAUCCAUUUUAAUCUGUUUAACUUGCUUUAAAACUUGUUCUCAGAGGCAUUGUAAUGAGUGUAUUUCAGAUUUUGUACAUCUAGAUAACUUCUUUAUUAUAAAAAUAUAAAUUUAAUUUAAAA
Cicer arietinum (chickpea) is the source of this 1669-nucleotide messenger RNA. RefSeq lists its product as uncharacterized. The record is from RefSeq and is a predicted model, not a curated record. Gene Ontology annotation, cellular component: mitochondrial small ribosomal subunit. Gene Ontology annotation, molecular function: structural constituent of ribosome. Lineage: Eukaryota; Viridiplantae; Streptophyta; Magnoliopsida; Fabales; Fabaceae.